Cordyceps fumosorosea ARSEF 2679 is the source of this 1269-nucleotide messenger RNA. RefSeq names its product Aldolase-type TIM barrel. Bases 1 to 1269 code for a protein of 422 amino acids. Gene Ontology annotation, molecular function: FMN binding; oxidoreductase activity. The transcript is spliced from 2 exons. NCBI's taxonomy places the organism in Eukaryota, Fungi, Ascomycota, Sordariomycetes, Hypocreales, Cordycipitaceae. The record is from RefSeq and is a predicted model, not a curated record.
AUGGGUAACCCCCUCGAACUGCAGCUAGAGAUUGCAAAACCCAUUACUCUCAAAUGCGGACUGACACUGCCAAACCGACUCGUCAAGGCGGCAAUGGCCGAGGGAUGGGCCGACAAGGAUAGGCAGCCGCACGCAGACCUUGUCGAGACGUACGGUCUCUGGGCUGAAGGCGGCUGGGGCAUGAUCCUUACAGGCAAUAUACAUAUUGAUGCCACCUACCUGUGCACGCCAGAUGACUGCGCCGUCAACGACGCCCUGACCGCGGCGCAGCACGUCUCGUCCUGGUCGCAGUGGGCAAAGGUGGCCAGCAGGGCGGGCACGCCGACCAUCCUGCAGAUCAACCACCCUGGCCGGCAGUCGACGCUUGGCUCCGGCUCCCGGGCGUACCUGGCCAAGACCGUGGCGCCGAGCGUCGUGCCCGUGAACCUGGGCUCCGGGCUCGUCGCUAAGGCGUCCAGCGCGAUCGUCUUUGGCCAGCCGCGCGCGCUGACGGAGCCGGAAAUCCGGGACAUUGUCGCGCGGUUCGCGGCCGCCGCUCGCAUGGCGCAUCAGGCGGGCUUUGCCGGCGUGCAGAUCCACGUCGCCCAUGGAUAUCUCCUGGCGCAGUUCCUGUCGUCGAAGACGAACAAGAGAACGGACAGCUACGGAGGCUCGCUGAAGAAGCGUGCGAAAAUCGUGGUCGAUGUGAUCAACGCUGUGCGGGCAGAGGUACCGAGCGGCUUCUGUGUUGGGCUCAAGAUUAAUAGCGUCGACCACCAGAGCUUCGGGGAGCUUGGCGAUUGUCUCGAACAGCUUCAGGACAUUGUCGAUGCUGGUGUUGAUUUCCUCGAAAUUAGCGGCGGCAACUAUGAGGACCCCCAGAACAUGGUUUCCACAACAGCCGCAACGCAGGGAAAGGUGUCGCCCAGCACGGCAGCUAGGGAGGCCUUCUUCCUCGAGUUUGCUAAAGCAGUCCGCAAGGCUUUUCCGGACACCCAUCUUAUGGUGACUGGUGGCUUCCGCAGCCGGCUCGGUCUCGAUCACGCUGUCAAGUCCGGUGCCUGCGACAUGGUGGGCGUCGGGCGGCCAUCCGUCAUCGACCCAAAACUUCCACAUACUGUCGUGUUUAAUCCUAGAAUUGCCGACGAGGAUGCCAGGUUGGCAACCAAGAACUUUUCGCGCUCUUGGCUUGCGUGGCUGCUUGGCGUGAAGGGAAUUGCCGGAGGCACUGAGACGGUGAGAUGCCCAGAUCCCCCACCACCUACCUGCAAAGCACACGUCCGCAGAUGA